UUAUUGUCUCCACGUGAAUUGAUAAUUGACCCCACCAUUGUCAGCACUUGUAGAUAGCUUUCUCAGUUUGUGAAACGACCACCACAACUUGAAAAUUUCCUUUCAUUUCUACUCAAGAAGUUAAACUAUCUUUCAUUUGAUCUUUCAUCUAUUGUUUCCUUUCUUAAGAAAAAGAUAACAAUGGCUAUCGGAGAAGUUUUUAUUGGCGCACUAAUUACUGUUUUGCUUGAGAAGUUGGUCUCCGGCGACCUAAUGAAAUUCCUGCAUGGUGUAGGAAUCGACUCCCUGCUGAAAGAAUGGCAUAAGAAAUUGUUGAUGAUGAAAGCAGUGCUUACUGAUGCUGAAAACAAACAAACAUCAAACGAAGCUGUGAAGGAGUGGCUGAAGGAUUUGGAGGAUUUGGCUUAUGAUCUGGAUGACUUAGUGGAUGAGUUGAACACUGAAGCUACCCGGCGCAAAAUGAAGGAAAAUCACGAAGCCAACAGGCCAAGCACUAGUAUGGUACGAAAGCUUAUUCCCUCUUGUUGUACUAAUUUCUCUUUCCAUGAUUUUAUGUCUGAUCGCGGGAUGGCUUCCAAGCUGAAAGAUAUUAGUUGUCAAUUGGAAACUCUAAUGAAAGAGAUUAGUACACUCGAAUUGGUCAAGAAUGUGAGCGAAAGGCCUUACAGAACAACAGAAAGAUUGGAUCUGACUUCAGUUGUUGAAGAAUCUGAAGUAUAUGGCAGGGAAAUGGACAGAGAGAAUAUACUCAAUAUGUUAUUGGGGGGAGAAUCAAGUGAUAGUCCAAUAUCUGUGCUUCCAAUAGUGGGCAUGGGAGGUGUCGGCAAAACAACUCUUGCACAACUUGUGUACAAUGAUGACAGAUUAAAGGAUGUAUUUGAUCUGAAGGCGUGGGCUUGCGUUUCAGAUCAGUUUAAUGCUAUAAUGGUUACAAAAACCAUUCUUAAACAGGUUUCCCCUGGAAGUUAUAACGAUGAUGAUUUGAACAUGCUUCAGGUGAAACUAAAGCAAAAUCUGUCAAACGAGAAAUUUCUAUUAGUUUUAGAUGACGUUUGGAACGAAUAUUAUGAAGAUUGGGACAUCCUGAAGCGUCCAUUCCUGGCUAGUAAACCUGGAAGCAAAAUCAUCGUUACAACUCGUCAGCAUUCGGUGGCGAAAAUCAUGUCUCAUAGUCCAGCUUAUGAUUUGAAUGUGUUGUCGAGUACUGAUGCUUUAUCAUUGUUAGCUCAACAUGCACUUGAAGCCAAAACUUUUGAUGCACGUCCAGAUCUAAGAGAUAUUGGUAAGGCCGUGGUGGAAAAAUGUGGAAACUUGCCACUGGCACUAAAGGCACUUGGAGGGCUUCUGCGGACAAUGGGUAGUCCUAAUGAAUGGGAGGAUGUAUUGAAUAGUGAGAAUUGGAUGGCAGAAGACAAAAGUAAAAUUCUUCCUUCUUUAAAACUGAGUUACCAAUAUCUGCGUCCACAACUGAAAAGAUGCUUUGCUUAUUGUGCUCUGUUUCCUAAAGACUUCGAGUUUGACAAGUCCAAGCUAGUGUACCUUUGGAUAGCAGAAGGUUUUUUGCAAGUAUCACAAAGAGAGAUGCUAACACAAGUAGGCAGUAAAUAUUUCGACGAACUGUUUGCGAGAUCAUUCUUCCAAAGAUCAAGUGCCAAUGCUUCAUAUUAUGUGAUGCAUGAUCUCCUUAAUGAUCUAGCUACAUUUGUUGAUGGAGAAAAAUGUUUGAGGAUGGACGAUGAGUUGAAGGAAAAUCUUCCCAGCAGUAUAUCUGAAAAUGUCCGUCACUUGUCAUUCAUUCCCCAUGAAUAUGAAAUGUACCAAAGAUUUAAUUUUCUGAAGAAAGUUCGAAGCUUAAGAACAUUUUUACCCUUACCCAUUCAGCAGUGGUAUCCUGAAAGUUUAUUUCCCCACAAAGUUUCGCUUGAAAUAUUGCCGAAAUUGCACUGCUUAAGAGUUCUAUCAUUAAGUGGUUAUACGAUAUAUGAGUUGCCAAAUUCUAUUGGUGAUUUAAAACAUCUACGGUACCUAGACCUAGCUGAAACUUUAUUGAAGUGCUUGCCUGAAUCUGUGAGCAACCUUAUCAAUUUACAAGUGUUGAUUCUAAGAGGAUGCUACAGACUUACAAAAUUACCUGCCAGCAUGGAAAACCUCAUUAAUCUUUUCUAUCUGGACAUUGCUGGUACUGAUGAAUUAAAUGAGAUGCCUCAAGGAAUCGCUCAACUAAAAAGUUUGCAGACAUUACCCAAGAUGAUUGUGAGCAAAAGUAGUGGGAGGUUAAAGGAUUUGAGGAAUCUAUCACUUCUACAAGGUAAAAUUUCUAUUGAGGAAUUGCAAAAUGUGGUAAAUGUUCAGGAAGCAAUUGAUGCUAGGCUAAGGUAUAAUCCAAGCCUUACCAAGGUAAGGUUGGCAUGGAGUGGCAAGCUUGGUGAUUCCCGAAAUGAAAUUCUAGAACUCGAUGUGCUUAAUGCUUUAGAGCCUCAUUAUAACUUGAAAAGUCUUAAAAUUGUUUUUUAUGGAGGUUCAAAAUUCCCUAAUUGGAUUGGAGAUUUAUCAUUCAGUAAGUUGGAAAAGAUAAGCUUCCAUUGUGGAAAUUGCACGACUUUACCAUCAUUAGGGCAACUACCUUCGCUAAGAGAAUUGAGCAUUGCAGAGAUGGGUCGAGUAAAAGUGAUAGGAGCUGAAUUUUAUGGAGAUAAAGGCUCUUUUCCAGCGCUAGAGAGGCUGACUUUUGAGGACAUGCCAGAUUGGGAGGAAUGGCUUGGAUUAACACAUGAAGUAGAAGGUGGUGUCAGAUUUCCUCAGCUCUCUAAAUUGUGCAUGCGACGAUGUCCCAAAUUGGUCAAGUUACCGAUUCCCUCACUGCCAUCCCUUUGUGAAUUGAGCAUUAAAGGGAUGGAUCGAGUAAAAGUGAUAGGAGCUGAAUUUUAUGGAGAUAAAGGCCCUUUUCCUGCGCUAGAGAGGCUGACUAUUGAGAACAUGCCAGAUUGGGAGGAAUGGCUUGGAUUAACACAUGAAGUAGAAGGUAUUGUCAGAUUUCCUCAGCUCUCUAAAUUGUACAUACGACGAUGUCCCAAAUUGGUCAAGUUGCCAAUUCCCUCACUGCCAUCCCUUUGUGAAUUGAGCAUUGAAGGGAUGGAUCGAGUAAAAGUGAUAGGAGCUGAAUUUUAUGGAGAUAAGGGCCCUUUUCCAACGCUAGAGAGGCUGACUAUUGAGGACAUGCCAGAUUGGGAGGAAUGGCUUGGAUUAACACAUGAAGUAGAAGGUGUUAUCAGAUUUCCUCAGCUCUCUAAAUUGUGCAUACGACAAUGUCCAAAAUUGGUCAAGUUACCAAUUCUCUCAUUGCCAUCCCUUCGUGAACUACAAGUGAAAGCGUGUAAUGAGGUGGUGCUAAGUCACAUGCACAAUUUGGAAUCUUUAACCCAAUUAAAUUUGGAAAAAAUUUUCAGAUUGACUUCAGUUUCAAAAGCAUUUAUGCAGUUUCCUUUUGCACUUGAAAAUUUGGAAGUUCGUGAUUGUAACGACCUUGAGACUCUAUGGCCAAGUGAUCGUAUUGCUCAAAGCCUAGUCAACCUACGACGGCUAUUUGUUAACAUGUGUCCUAAGCUCUUGACCCUUAGAGACAUUGAUGCUCUUCCAGUUCUUAGAGACCUUUGCAUACAGAAAUGUGAAUCUCUAGAGCUUGUUCCCAAUAGCAUAUCUUGUCUAAAAAAAUUAGAAAUCAGGAAUUGUUCCUCAUUGAAAACCAUGAUGAAGCUACAGGAUUGCAACACCUCACUUGAAUUUCUUUUGGUCGAAAAGAGGGUGAAUUUUAAUUUGACAAAUUUACUGGGAUCAGUUCACAAUUACACAAGUCUUCAUUGGCUACGUAUAUAUUCUUGUGAUGGUCUGGAGUCGUUUCCCCCUGGAGGCUUGCCCACUCCCAAUUUAAAAAUUCUUCACAUAGAUGAUUGUCAACAAUUGAAGUCCUUACCUGAUCGGAUGGAACUAAUUUCAUCCCUUGAAAAGCUGUCAGUAUCGCGUUGUCCUUUAUUAGUAGAGCCCUUUCCUCAAAGGAAAUUUCCUCCAAAUAUGACGGUUCUUUCAUUCUAUAAUUGUGGGAAUCUAAAACCCCUGGGGGGGUGGGGCUUACACAAAAUCACCUCUCUUGAAAUGUUCAAAUUGCGUCGUUGCUAUCCAGAGCUGGUUUCCUUCUCUAAUGACGACAAUGAUGAUGAUAACAACCAUUUGCUUCCUCCAUCUAUAAGGAUAUUGACGUUGUCUGACCUGCCCAAUCUAGAAAGUCUAUCAAAGGACUUCCAAAACCUCACAUCACUUCGGCAUUUAUACAUCUACCGCUGUCAAAAACUUGUGGCGUUGCCUAUGGAAGACCAGCUUGACAGGCUUUGGAGUCUUCAUAUUGAAGAGUGCCCGCUUCUUAAAAAACGGUGUUUGAAGAACAAAGGAGACUACUGGAAAAUCAUCGCUGACAUUCCCGUCGUUCGAAUUGAUGGCUGUUCCGUCCAUGAUCCAGAUCAACGUCCAUGAAACCCUCAAGUAACAGAUUCAAUUUGCUGAAAUAAACAGCACAAUUUCGACUCUCCAGAAUAAAUUAUAUCACCGUCUUUUCAUCAUCAGAAGCUCCAUGCUCAUCUAGAUGCAAAAACUUGCUAUAUCCGUUGAAAAGAGAAGCAAAAGUGAAAAUUCUAAUCCUCUUAUGAACACCUGAUUACUGUCUGGCCGUCCAUUGCCAAACAAGUCUGAGAUUCACAGAUUGAUUGGAGGCUCAUAGCUCAUUACUGUCUUAAUCAUUAUUCUGUUCAUCGGGACUUCUUCAAGCUCCCUUUUUAAGGUAAUUGAGAUGUGGAAAGAAGAGACUAUUUUGAAGAUUGGUUCCUCAAAUUUAUGGCCACUCAUGCUGCAAAGUAUUGUUUGCAUCUUCCCUUUGGUUCCUGUAAUUGUAAAAAGUCAGGCAGAGGGACAAUAAAUGUUUGCUAACACUAAUGGAGAAAUUCUAAUUGAUGUGGAGUCUAAACCAUUGGUCCGGAAAGAGGAGAAAACGGCUUCGCAAAUUAUGAGGGACAACCUAAACAUCAAGAAAAUUCUGGUGCUACUAAUUGUAUGGAUUUGUUUCUUGCUUCUUCAGGUGUUCAAGAAUGAUUUGAGAGCUUGUACUCCUCUGUACUGGGUUUCAUGAAUGGCCCAACUAACAACUCAGUGAUCCACAUCGCGCUUUGUAUAUCUUUCGUUGUGAGCUCCAGUUGGCUACUUUGGAUCCUGUUUAGCGAUAUACGCUGGAUUUCAUGGCUUGCUGUUUACAUCCGAUUUGACAGAAACAUUGUUUCUGUUAUUACACGAGUUAGCAAGAGAGGGCAGCACGGUGAACCAUCAUCUAGUGACACUUUUUUUCUUUAAGCGUCGAGCAAUAUCAGGAACAUUUAUUGUCAGUUGAAGCCAAUGUUGUUGAUAAGUGUACAUAACCUAUAUAUAUUGCUCGAGUAUCUGUUGAUUUUUGUCAUUUUUUAUGUCUUAGGGGUGGUCCCGAGCUUCGAAAACACGUUGGCGAAUAAUGGAGCAAAAAUUAGUGUUAAACACCGAAGGAGGAGCAAUUUGGAGAGCAGCAUGGGAAGAUACAUGAAUUUCCAUUUGGCAUAUAAUAUAUUAUGGGAAAGAUCAUCCAAUCUGGAGUCUAACGCAAAAAGAUGGGUUGCAAAUCAGAGUUGUAGAUAAAAUGUCAUGCGAAACUGAAGUUGGACUGCAGAGACGAGUACAAGCACUGUCGGUGUAAGGUGGUGGUGCGAGUUGAAGCAUCACUGGUUCAAGUUAGCGGCACCAAACUUCGUGGAUCGUCUCAGGCUGGUGAUUCUGGUGUUUUGGGCACAAUUUUCAAGGAAAUCUAUCUAACCCUACGAUGGAUAUCUCUUCACUCAAUUUGCUUAUUACUUAAAUGAUGUGUAACUGAACUCAUUUGUUAGUAUAAUUGGAGUAACCCAAUUUUGAAGAUUGGCUCCGAUAUUGUAAAAAGUGCAUCUCUUUACCAACACUAGAGUAUCUACCCUUGUGUAAAGACUUGAGCAAGAAUCAAAUUAAAGUAAUUAUAGAGGAAUUUUAUGGAAA
This is a messenger RNA of Olea europaea var. sylvestris, 6093 nucleotides long. Its product is annotated as putative disease resistance RPP13-like protein 1. The coding region runs from base 181 to 4524 and encodes 1447 amino acids. Gene Ontology annotation, biological process: defense response to other organism. Gene Ontology annotation, molecular function: ADP binding. Lineage: Eukaryota; Viridiplantae; Streptophyta; Magnoliopsida; Lamiales; Oleaceae. The transcript is spliced from 6 exons. The record is from RefSeq and is a predicted model, not a curated record.